CAAUAAAAUAGGUUGUUACUUUCCUAAAUUGAGAUUCUAAAGAUUAUUUAUAUCAAGGGUCAAAUUUUGCCAAUUGAAUUCGGGAGUUUUCAGUUUUCACUCACGGACCCAACAGAGUCUCGGUCUCGCGCCGCCGCGCCACGCCGUAAACGAUGCUAGAUGGUUGGGUGUGUGCUUUCCUUUUGGUGCUUUAUUGUUCUGUGGAGGUAAUUGAUGCAAGUGCUGGUGAUGCUGAUCCGCGCUAUAGGGUUUGUAUAACACAGUGUCAGGAAACUGGAUGCGUUGCGCAAAGAUGCUUUCCAAACUGUAAAUUUUCUUCUGAUGGAGAAUUUAUUGAUCGCCCAUGGUAUAUGCAACAAGAACCACUCUAUUUACAAUGGAAAAAAUGGGAUUGUCAAAGUGACUGCCGGUACUACUGCAUGCUUGAUAGAGAGAAAGAAAGGGAGUCACAUAACCUUGGACCUGUCAAAUAUCAUGGAAAAUGGCCAUUCAGGCGUAUAUAUGGGAUGCAGGAGCCCGCUUCUGUGGCUUUCUCAGCUCUCAAUCUCGCAAUGCAUUUUCAUGGUUGGGUCUCCUUUUUCAUUCUUAUAUACUAUAAAUUGCCUCUAAAAGAUGGAAAGAAGGCAUAUUAUGAGUAUGCUGGUUUGUGGCAUAUGUAUGGGCUUUUAUCACUGAACUCCUGGUUCUGGAGUGCUGUUUUCCACAGUCGAGAUGUUGAUAUAACAGAGAAACUAGACUAUUCAUCUGCAGUCGUUCUCCUUGGGUACUCCCUCAUUUUAGCCAUCUUACGAACAUUCAGUAUUAGGGAUGAGGCUACCAGAGUCAUGGUUGCUGCUCCAUUGAUUGCUUUUGUGACCACCCACGUAAUGUACAUCAACUUCUAUUUACUAGAUUAUGGAUGGAAUAUGAUAGUUUGCGUAGUGAUGGCCAUGGCACAACUUUCCAUGUGGGCAGUUUGGGCUGGUGUUAGUAACCAUCCUUCACGUUGGAAGCUCUGGCUCGUUGUUAUUUCUGGUGGCCUUGCAAUGCUCCUAGAAAUCUAUGAUUUCCCUCCAUAUGAAGAACUUUUUGAUGCACAUGCUCUUUGGCAUGUCACCACCAUUCCUCUAACUUACAUUUGGUGGAGUUUCAUCAGAGAUGAUGCAGAGUUUCGAACCUCUAAUCUUCUCAAGAAGGCCAAGUAGCUUCCUUUUAAGCUCACUCAAUCUUUAAUGGUCAUGCUUAUACCCCAGCUAAGCCUGAAUAUAUUAUCAUCGAUGGUGUACUUGUGAGUGUUCAUUUCACUUUCUAUCUGUAGUAUAGACUUAGUUGGAGUUUUGCCUUUACAUUUGGGUGAAAGAUGAAGUUGACAGACAUUCUUGAUGCUCUCUUCAAGGCCGAAAGAUCAUUUCGGGGUUUUCCCAUUUCUCUUUAGCUUACUUAAAAUGUGUACACAAUCUUACUUCUAUUGGUGGAGUGAUUCAAUUUUGAAGGAUUCUUAGGUCGUGUUUGCAUGUGGACUAUGAACAGAACAGAAUGGAACGGUUAUAUUCAUUUCUCUUUGAUUCCAACAAGAAUUUUAGUAGCA
This is a messenger RNA of Glycine soja, 1567 nucleotides long. RefSeq names its product post-GPI attachment to proteins factor 3-like. Gene Ontology annotation, molecular function: hydrolase activity, acting on ester bonds. Gene Ontology annotation, biological process: GPI anchor biosynthetic process. NCBI's taxonomy places the organism in Eukaryota, Viridiplantae, Streptophyta, Magnoliopsida, Fabales, Fabaceae. The transcript has 6 exons. Gene Ontology annotation, cellular component: endoplasmic reticulum membrane. Bases 153 to 1184 code for a protein of 343 amino acids. The record is from RefSeq and is a predicted model, not a curated record.